Eucalyptus grandis is the source of this 957-nucleotide messenger RNA. RefSeq lists its product as uncharacterized. The transcript has a single exon. Lineage: Eukaryota; Viridiplantae; Streptophyta; Magnoliopsida; Myrtales; Myrtaceae. Bases 1 to 957 code for a protein of 318 amino acids. The record is from RefSeq and is a predicted model, not a curated record.
AUGGAUGUGCAUAAUGUCUUUCUCCACGGUGAUCUAGAUGAAGAAAUCUACAUGGAUAUUCCUCAAGGAUUACACAGACAGGGGGAAACUCGGGUAUGUCGUCUUUGCAAAUCCUUAUAUGGAUUGAAACAAGCAUCUAGACAAUGGUAUGCCAAGUUCACUGCUGCACUAACCAAUGUAGGUUUUGAGCAUUCUAAGUAUGAUUAUGCCUUGUUUACACGUACAACAAAAGACUCAUCAAUUUAUUUGUUGAUAUACGUCGAUGACAUACUUGUCAUGGGAAAUAAUGAUUCUGAUGUUGCCAAGUUCAAGAGGUAUUUGCACUCCACUUUUCACAUCAAAGAUUUGGGACCACCAAAAUAUUUUCUCGGCAUCGAGAUUGCUCGAUCCAAUGAAGGAAUUUGCCUCAAUCAAAGGAAGUUCAUCUUGGAGAUUGUUUCUGAAGCGGGUUUAUCGGGAUGUAAACCAACAGUCAUCCUAGUCGAGCAGAAUGUCAAGUUGACGACGCAUGAAUAUGACAUUAGUUCCCCUUCAACCAUUAAGGACUCAGUGCUUAAAGAUCCUUCUGAAUAUCAGCGACUUGUCGGAAAGUUAAUAUAUCUUACAACGACAAGACCUGACAUAUCGUAUGCCGUACAAAUACUCAGUCAGUUCAUGCAUAUGCCAAAGCAAUCACAUAUGGAUGCGGCGUUGAAGGUUGUGAAGUAUUUGAAAGGAUGUCCAGGCCUUGGUAUACUUCUAUCUCGUGAUUGCAAUAUGAAGAUGACAGUUUUUUGUGACACAGAUUAUGUCACUUGUCCAAUGACCAAAAGAUCUAUUACUGGUUUUUGCAUAAAGCUAGGAAAGUCAUUGAUUUCUUGGAAGACAAAGAAGCAGUCAACUAUCUCACUAUCAUCUGCAGAAUCGAAGUAUCGGGCUAUGGCAAAGGUUACCUGUGAAAUAGUCUGGAUACGAUGA